Molecule: messenger RNA, 1545 nt
Organism: Larimichthys crocea (large yellow croaker)
Lineage: Eukaryota; Metazoa; Chordata; Actinopteri; Sciaenidae
Product: RNA-binding protein 42-like
Exons: 7
Coding region: 301-624 (107 amino acids)
Source: RefSeq, a predicted model, not a curated record
CAGCCUGAAUGCUGCCGGGUCAUAGAGAAACGUUUCUGUUUGCUAUAUUCCGGGUGCUAUCAUCGGGGAAGUAUGCCCACAGUUUGUACAGUUACCAGCUAAUAAUGAUUUACUUUUUACAACAUGAUUAGUCCUGAAAGAUAACUAGGUCAACUAGCAGUGGCUUAAAAUCAGUAGGCGGAUUUUUACAGGUUAACUUCAGUGGUCAGCUGGUUGAUACAGUAGAGCUAGCUUAAUUGCUAGCUAGCAACGAUUGUAACGCGUGCUCGUAACAUCCAAGCUCCUUAUUGUACAAGAACAAUGGCCUUCAAGUCAGGAGAGGAGCGUCUGAAGGAGAUGGAAGCUGAGAUGGCUCUUUUUGAGCAGGAGGUUCUCGGCGGUCCAGUAUCAGGAAGCCCACCUGUUAUGGAGGCAGUACCUGUCGCUCUUUCUGUUCCAGUAGUGCGGCCCAUCAUAGGCACCAACACUUACAGACAGGUCCAGCAGACAUUAGAAGCCAGAGCUGCUAGUUUUGUUGGUCCUCCAACACCAGCAUUUUUGGGACCAGUCCCUCCAGUACGUCCACCCAUGAUGAGACCAGCCUUUGUCCCCCAUAUCCUGCAGAGACCUGGAGCACAUCCAUAACAAAUGCCACUUGAUCGUGACAUCUGGUUGUCUGUGCUUCAACCAGGCUUGUCAAGAAACCCAAGCACUCUGUCCAGCUGCUCAUCCUCCUUUUUACCCUGCCCUUCGAUGAUGCCCAGGAGGAUGCAAAUUUUCCAGCGAUGACCACCUGUAAACAUAUAUUUUUUUGGAGGAUGCUCAAAGUAAAUGUACAAACACUAGGCUAAUAGAAAAUGUUUCACUUCAAUAAUUCAUUUAUCAUGUUUUGACCAAAAUGUGUUACAGUAUGCGACUCUAAAUUUCAAACUCACUUCAAGGUGUUGCAGCAGGCCUUUAUCCUGAGUGAUGCACGUUACAAGAAGGUCACUGGUGACUCUUCUUUGGUGUUCAGCUUGCUUAGCCCUUUCCUAAAAUUUGAUUAAAUAGCAUUUAGAUGUUAAACGUUAUUCCGGCUAAGUAUAUUAAAUAAGAUUUGUUGUUUCUUGAUCCUUUGCAUGUCCUUACCACAAGCCUGUCGAAAGACGUGUCUUCACUCAGGAUCCCAACAUCUCUGGUUGUGGUGACCACGUCAUGUUGGUCCAUGCUGUCAUUAUUGUCCUUAAUCAAGACACAGAAAGACAUGACUUGGUGCACAGCUGUAAACACUGGAUAUUUUGUUCCCAUGCAAUAAUCGUCACUCGCAUUAACCUGCUCUCUGGGUGGAAAGCUGUAAGGCCUCUUGCUAGACAUGUGGUCGGUGGUGUGGUCGGUGGCAUGGUUGGUGUCCUGUGGAAAGCAAACCAUAAUUGUGUCAGUUUGUUUAAUGGGGAUCCAGAGAUGAUUUACAUUUGCAACUUAUUAUUUCACCCCCAUUGCAAAUUCUUAAAUUAUUGAUCAAAUGUACACUUUCUGCUUUUUACAAUAAACAAACCAACCAAAAAACAUUGGAAAAGUUCAAGACAA